ACAUUGUAAAAUACGACGAAGAGAAAAAAAAAAAAAAACAUUAUUGGGAUCAAGAGAAUGAAGGCAAAGAUCAACUCAGUGUUGGAGAAGAAACUUGAAGAACUCGAGUCUCUUCUUGAAGUAAUCACUUUUGACUAUAAUGAUCCCAAUGUUCGAAAAAUGCAACUCGGAAUCACAUUCGCGAAGACCCUUCUAACGGCUGAGACAUCGUCCCGGCCAAAGGAUGUGGAAGGAGAAGAAGACAUUGAAGAGUUGUAUAAACUGCGUUGCAUGGCAGAGAGGUUAUUCGAAAUGGAGGCUUUUAUCACCAACCAAUUGCCCGGUCAUGGUAAUGGUUUAUUGAUCAAACCGGAAAUGGAAAGUUUGGAAACUAAUGCUUGUAUUAUCAACGGUAAAACCGGUGAGGAUUACUCUUUGGUCGAAUCUUGUCUAAUCGAGUGUAAAGCAGAAGAAGAAGAAGAGAAGGAGGAAGAAGUAGAGGCUGAGCAGUGGCCAUUGUUCCAAGAAGCGUCAUCAUCAUCGGAGAAGGGAGAGGUUACGAUUCCGGCGGUGGCGACGGUUAAGGAAGAUGUGAUGGUUAGUGAAGUGAAAGAGAAGGGUUGUGUUGGUUUUAGGGCAUUGGUUUGUUUCGGUUUAAUUGGUUUAGUUGGGUGUGUGAUGAGUUUAGUUGGUUAUAUUGGUGAUAUCAUGGAGGAGGAUAAAUAUUUCCUUACCCCUACUUAAAUGAUUAUUUGUUUCGUUUUCACUCUACUUAAAGACUCUAAGUUGUAUUCUUUUUAUUUAUUUUUGGUUAAUCAAACUUUCA
This is a messenger RNA of Arabidopsis thaliana (thale cress), 805 nucleotides long. RefSeq lists its product as uncharacterized. Bases 58 to 723 code for a protein of 221 amino acids. The transcript has a single exon. Lineage: Eukaryota; Viridiplantae; Streptophyta; Magnoliopsida; Brassicales; Brassicaceae. The record is from RefSeq and is marked reviewed.